This is a messenger RNA of Andrographis paniculata, 1288 nucleotides long. RefSeq names its product transcription factor bHLH49-like. Gene Ontology annotation, biological process: regulation of DNA-templated transcription. Gene Ontology annotation, cellular component: nucleus. NCBI's taxonomy places the organism in Eukaryota, Viridiplantae, Streptophyta, Magnoliopsida, Lamiales, Acanthaceae. The record is from RefSeq and is a predicted model, not a curated record. The transcript has 7 exons. The coding region runs from base 208 to 1107 and encodes 299 amino acids. Gene Ontology annotation, molecular function: protein dimerization activity; DNA-binding transcription factor activity.
CAGGCCGGCCGGCCGUCGCUCUCGCAUUUUCCGGCGACCCCACUUUUCUAUAAAUACACUCUCCACAUUUUCCCCACCCACUUCCCUCUCUCUCUCCAGUUUUCUCCACAACAAUUUCAUCUGAUAUCGUAUCAUACGAAAUCGUAAAAAUUCAGGGAAAAAAACCAGUAAACAGAGGUUGCAGGAAGGUUUGAAUUUCUCGAAGAAAUGAGUUUCUCGAAUGGCGAUGGAGUCGGAGGUAUUGGAGAGCUGAUUAAGCCGGAUCUGAGUACGGACAACGGUUAUGGUAUUCCGGCGACGGUUGCGAGUAAAGGAAAGCAGCAACAGCUGAAGAAGAAGAAGAGAAAAGCUGAAAAUCAAGCUCAAAACCCUAAGAUUCCGGUGGAUGCAGAGGAAGAAUGCAAGAGCACGAGCGGAAGCACAAUUACAAAGAACAGCACGAAGAAUUCGAAUUCGAAGGAGGAAGAGGCGCCGAAGCACGAUUACAUCCACGUUCGUGCUCGGCGAGGACAGGCAACGGACAGCCAUAGCUUGGCCGAAAGAGUGAGGAGAGAGAGAAUAAGUGAGAGAAUGAGGUACCUGCAGGAUUUGGUUCCAGGCUGCAACAGGAUCACAGGGAAAGCUGGAAUGCUGGAUGAAAUCAUCAACUAUGUCCAGUCUCUGCAAAGACAAGUUGAGUUCUUGUCUAUGAAACUGGCUUCGAUCAAUCCAGCACCACCCGAAUUCGACGUUGAAAGCUACCUGGCUGGAGAGGUGUAUCCGCCUUGUUCAUCGAGUCUUCGGGCAGUCGGGCAGGGGCCGGGGCCGGGGACACAACAGCCGAUGGCGAAUCCUGCAAUUAUUCAAUUCAGCUCGUUAGGACACGGAUUUGCCGAUCAAGCCAUGGAAAUGGAUGUAGCUGUUGGGAGAAGCAUUAACGGUCCUGUAUCGAUCCUCAACACAGUUCUCGACUCACCGUGUCUGAAUCAAAUGCAGCACUUAACAUGGGAAAAUGAACUGCAAAAUCUCUAUGGUAUCGCGUACCUGCAAGAAAGAUCAGCGCCGUAUGCUUCGUCGCAGGCAUUCGCAGGAAUGAAGGGAGCUGGACAAGUGAAGCUGGAAAUGUGAUGAUGUACUAAUCCUGAAAUUGAAGCCUCUUUUUUCUUAAGCAGACAAAUCUUAAUACAUACAUACAUGCAUAUGGAUAAAUAUUUAAUGUAUACUUGUGCCAAGAUAUUAACAAUGAUGAUUAUGAUUAAUGAAUGAAGGUAUACACUAGUGCAAAAAUAUUUUUAAAAAAUAAAAAUAA